Molecule: messenger RNA, 2212 nt
Organism: Cuscuta europaea
Lineage: Eukaryota; Viridiplantae; Streptophyta; Magnoliopsida; Solanales; Convolvulaceae
Source: the annotation of a GenBank genome assembly
AAAUAGAUGCCCCGCCCCCCAUUGCUAUUCCUAAGGUGACCUCAUAGAGGAUACGCCCAGACUCCCCGGAAUUGGGAAGGUCCCAAUGGCGACCACCGUCUUCAUCUCCACUGCCACACUCCGCCGCCUUGUCACGCACGACUCCCUUAUCCGCCAUCUCCAGCCCACCCUUCCCGCCGAUAUCAGAUCCCCACCCCGCACCUCUCACGACACGAGCUCUUCAUCCUCCCUCCUCCUCAUGCCCUCCUGGUCCCACUCCCCCUCCCUCCCCUACGUCGGCGUUAAGCUAGUCACCUACCAUCCCAACAACUCCGCCCUUAGCUUACCAGGAAUCCACGCCACUUACGCGCUCUUCAGCUCCCUCACCGGCCAAACCCUAGCCACCAUGGAUGCCACCGAGCUAACCCUCUACCGCACUUCCUGUAUCUCCGCUCUGGCUUCAAAAUACUUAUCCAGGGAAAAUUCCGAGACGCUCGCGAUGAUCGGCGCUGGCGCUCUAGCCCCGCAUCUGAUCAGGGCACAUUUGACCGUACGGCCGGGAUUGAAGAGGGUGAUAAUCUGGAACAGAACCUCUGAAAGGGCGGAAUCUCUUGUUGAGAAAUUGAGAAGCGAAAUCGGAUUCGAAGGGGUGAUUCUCGAGAGCCGUGGAUGUUUGGAGGAGGUGGUGGAGUUGGGGGAUAUAGUGAGCUGCGCAACAAACUCAGAGACGCCAUUGGUGAAGGGGAAGGAGCUGAAGGCGGGGUCGCAUUUAGACAUGGUGGGGUCCUUCAAGCCGUCAAUGAAGGAGUGCGAUGAUGAGGCCAUUCGGAGGGGAAGAGUGUUCAUUGAUAACGAGGCGGCGGUGGAAGAGUCCGGGGAGAUCGUCGGGGCGUUGGAGAGGGGUGUAAUAACCAGGGAGGGCAUACUUGGGAAUUUGGUGGAGCUGAUCAAGGGGGAAAAGAGUGGGAGAAGGGAUGAGGAUGAAAUUACUGUGUUCAAAUCUGUUGGUUCUGGUGCUGUUGAUCUUCUUUCUGCUCAGUAUGUCUAUGAGACUUUCAUCAGUAGCCAUAUUCAGUAAUAUUUGUUGCAAACAUGUUGUUUGUGUGGUGUUUGGAACUGAUUCUGUUUCUGCUUCAGAAACUGGUACUCCCAACUUCUAAAAGAACUGAUUCUAGGAGUAAAUUAGAGCACCAUAAUCACUUCUGCAUUUUCACCCAAACACUCUAACUUCUGUUUCUGCUCCCUGAAGGAGCAAAAGCAGUUUUAAGAAUCAGAUUCAAACACUCCCAAACACUCCCUGAAUCUACUAUGGGAAACUUCCUGUUAUGGGAAACUUCCUGUUGUUUAAUAGGGAGUCCUGCCCUCCCUCUCUAAACUCCUUUUUUGGUAGAAGGUAAGUACAUCAAACUUGAGUAAAAAUAAACUUUUGUAUAGUACCUUCAUAAGCAACUGGAUAAGCUAAGAUUUCAAAUACCAAGUAUACUAAUAGGAUAAAUUCUGAAAAGCAGCUAAUAAAUGAGUAGUUUGAUCAGAAAGAUUACUCCCCGAUCUGAAAAUGAUCUCAGUUCUAACUUUUCCUAUUGAAUAUGCUGUACAACACACAGCCAUUAAGACAACUUUGUUUCUUAAUCUUGUUAGUUGUUACCCUAUAUUACUUCAUACACAAUUAGUUUUAAUUCGCUUAUACGAUAGUAUAAUUUUUCAAUUAUAUAUCCCCGAUUCACUCCCAACUCCUUUUCACUAAAUAACUCUCACUCAAGAACUCAACUCUUAUCCUGUGACAAUUAUGCCACCUAUAGACUACGCCUUCCUUUCUAUAGGUCAAGUUACCCCUACCCAGGAGUCACUUCACUCCCUUUCAGUAGUUGAAGAAGUAAGUCUUUAUAUUUCAUUUUCAGAGUUCAAAGAAGCCGGAGUAGUCUAUUUAAACAACAAUUCAUUUAUAGUAGUCAAUUACUGCCGUAAAUGAAAUAGCUGAUUAUUAGAAUCUUCCGCUAAAGUCUGAGCAGCAGUGUUAGGGAUGGACUAAACCGGGCCGGCCUGGCCCGAAACCGGCCUGGCCCGCUACUGUGCAGGACCGGACCGGGAUCGGUUGGCCGGUUCCGGGCUUUUAGCCCGUUUGGGUGGGUCGGGCGGGUCGGGCUCGGGCCCAGUUUUGGGCAAACCGGGCCGGGCCCGGGUCAAUUUUUUUUUGUUUUUUCAAAUUUUUUUCUUUUCCUAGGGUAGGGCUGGG